ACAAACCUCCAAAGACAUUUUGAUUCUCACGUUUUAUACCUAUAAACAUGGCGGACCUAGUAACAAACUAAAAUUUAAUUAAUACAACCGUUUCGUAUUAGUCACAUUGUUUCGUCUACCGCACGUAAACAUCUGUUCAUUCGGUGCGAUUCCUGUUUAAUUCACUUAAAAAACCAUGGAUCCAGACCUGGAAUCGUUCCUACAAAAAACGGGAUGGAGCUGCGACGAACUCCUUAAGAAACUCAACACAUACAAACAAAACAGCGCAUCCACCAGCUCCGAACCAAAAAAAGAGGAAACACCACCGAAAGUCGAGGAAAGCUCGACAAAAACGGCCGCCGAAACGGGCAGCGACGACGAGUGUUGCUCGACAAAUUCGAGUGGCGUCUUCACGUACGAGCACAGCGAGUGCGGCAAGAACUGUGAUAAGGCGGAGGUCGCCGUAAAAGAGACUGAAACUGAUCAGGAACUAAAUAAUGACCACCUAGAUAAAGAGACAGACGUAAACGACACUGUUGUGGAUGAACAAGUCGAACCACAGGUCGUCAACGAAACAGAGGACGUAAUCCACGUCCCAGAAUCCGACAGCGAGUCGGACAAAGAAAACAAGACUGAAGAGGAGGAGGAGGAAGAGCAGGAACCGUUGGAACCGCACGCCAUCGAGGACAUACGCAACAACCUAAAGCUGCAGCUCACCUCGUUGCGUAACAGAAAGAUGGAACACUUCAUCCAACCGUUGACCACCAAAAUAGUCGAACCCAACGGCUUGGAACUGGAAAACAAGAAACUGGGCAAAUUAAAACUGGUGCCCGAGCCGGAACCGCCCGAAUCCACCAAAGAACAGGACGUGGUGUGCAUCACCGAUGACAGCAACAGCAAUCCGGACGACGUUUCGGUGCUGGAGGCGACGAACGAGUUCGGAUGUGUCAUCGCGAGCGUGGAGGGCGGAGUCACCGACGAUUCAUCCCAAACCGUAAACGACUCGCCGAAGAAACACGAGGACUUCAGCGUCUUCGCGGAGAUCAGACGCAUCAUACAGAAGCCCAAAAAUCGUCCGUCGUUGUCGCCGAAGGCGAAAAUUAUUUCGGUGAUCAAAAAGCCUCAACACACCCAGCCGUUCAGUCCGACCGCCGGACUCAAGGAACAUCACAAGAACAACGCACAGUCGCCAUUCGUCAGCAACGAAUUAGAGAAAUUUCUCACAAAGGAUGCCGACUUGAACAUCAGUUACGCGGUGCCCAAGAGCGGCGCCGAAGAAGGACUUAUUGCCCACUGUCGUUCUGAAAGUCCCGUAUGGGAGCGUCAAGAUACUAUCGGACGUAAGAUCAAGCAAGAGAAGGAGGAGAAAGAGGAGCCGCACGUGCCGAAAAUCAAGGCGAAAACGUUGGCGGAAAAACGAAAGCUUCUGGAGUUACAGAAGUGGACGGAAACGGCGGCCGAAUGUCAAGGGGUGGAGGAAAUCCGAUUAGAAAUUGUGGCUGACGAGCCCGAACUGCCUAAGUACAAGUACAGGCCGUACGAAAAGAAGAAACUAAGGAUGGCAAUGUUGAAGGCCAAGGAAGCUGCCAGGAAGAAACGGGAGGAAAUGGUGGAGGAAACGAUUCAUUUGAAGAUCAUAAGUGGAGGCGAGCCUGACAUCAAGGUUGAAGAAGAAGAGGAGGUUAAGAAAAUUGAGGAAAAGAUCCGGAAGAGGAACUUGGAAGAGCAGAAUUUGAGGAACUUGGAAGAGCAGAAUUUGAGUAAGAAAGCCACAGACAAAAAACAAAUUAAACUUGAUGGUGACAAACUUGAGCAAGGAAAAAACCUGAGAUAUAAUGAAGUUGAAAUAAUAGAGCUUGAUAAAGAAGACGAAACAUCACAACCUGAAACAGGCACGGAGUCGAAAAAGUCGGAAAAUAUUCAAAAGGUUGAUAAUCUACAACUUCCAAUCAAGUUGGAAGGAAUUGAAGAGAAGAAACCGGUCAAAAAAAUAAACGAAAAACUAGGCGAACCUAGGAGGGUUGGAAGGCCACCAAAGAAACAGGAGGAAAGUUCUCCCAAAGUACCAGUACAAAAGGACCCUCCUUUGGCAAACCACCUGAGGCUACACAAGCGCAAAAAACUAAAUAUAAAGACUGGUUUCGUACUGUACAAUAACAAAAAGAUAUCGGUAUGUAGCACGCGUGAAGAGUUGAUUUGUAAAAUCAACGACGGAACACCAUUAAAAAGUGAAACUACGAAUAAACCACCGAUCGAAAGUCCCAAAAAACCCUCCUUGUGGUACAAUAAAAACCAAAUGAAAUACAAACCUGGGCCAUUGUGCAAAAAAUCACUUUUACAAAUGACCGAUUGCGACAAGUACAGAAGCGAAGUUAGAAAAUUACCGACUCCAAUCCUAGAAAUUAUGCCCGAGUUUGGGAAACCAAUCGAUCCCAAAAUUGAACAUCUUUUACCAAAGAAUAAUGGUAUAAUCACUGAUUUCUUAUUAGAGUUUGCCCUAACCGCCCUUGAUAAUGGCAAAAAGGAUUUGAACAUAUUCGGCAUCAAAGUACCGUACAAGUACAAAAACCAGCAAGUGCUAGUGCGCAUUCCCAACGUCCCCAAAGUCCCGAAACUCGAAUUGGAGGACAAAAAACAAACGUCCGACGACAGAAACAACAUCGCCAACAUACUGGACGACCUGAUCACCUACGUGGAACUCAAGGAGCACUCCGAAGACAUAUACAUGAUAGAACCGGUGGAAAGACCGGUCGAAGACGAGGGACCGGUCAAAGUGGCACCGAUCGCCGACACAAUCUCCGCCAUAGUUCCAAAACCAGGCCGUCGUAGACUUAACAAGGUCGCACUGGAAUUGGCCAAGCUCAACUGCAAGGUGGUAAAAAUCGACAUAGAUCACGAGCAAAAGUACACGUGCGACAAGCCGUACUGUACGAUGGGGUGCGUGUGCAAUUCGUUAAAUUGUACGUCGCACCACUCUGCACACUGCAGAAAAAUCAAAUGCAUGUUCCAGUGCACGUGUCCCCUGAAGGAAAUCGAGAGAUACGAGAGCGACAUCGUACUGUCGGCCGGCACGGAUUUACUGUCCAAGGACACGGUGCACAGGAUCGAAGAGACAGCCAAGAAAGACAUGGCCCCAGUUGAGAAGGAGUUCACGCAAACUGUGAUAUGCACCAGCGAUAAAGCCAUAGUUGUGGGAGCUGGAGAUCGUAAGGUAAGGAGGGUUACGCGUGCACCUAAAAAAUAUGCCGACUUUGUAGACGACGAAGAAGCCGAACAAGUCCGUCCCAAGGACCAACCGAAGGAGCAACCGAAGGUUCCCGAGUGCACGGUCAGUUUGGAUCGUCUCGAUUUGUCCACGCUUGUGCCAUUCUGCUGGUUCCACUUCAAACACGACUGUCCUUGUAUCUACACGGACACAAGCAGGACGAAUUCUCCAAUCCAGCAGGAAAAUACGUGCGCCCGCUUCAUCAGCGCCAACCGCUACAUUGCACGCAACCGUAAGAACACCUACUUUAACAAACUGCUUAAGGCGAUCGACGCUCAGAUCUCCAUUCCCAUUAUUUACGACCCCAUCGAAUUUUGGACCAAAGAGUGGCCGAAGCCGGACGUGACGGACGCCGAAGUCCUGAUGAGGAGCAACGAAACGUCGCCGACAAUGGGCCGUAAGCACAAACGCAAGCAAAGCUUCACCGACGUGCAGUUGGGCGACGGGGACGAGGUCGUGGAGGCGAAACGUAGACGCAGUUGUCCUGCAGACGUACCGACUGCUGAUGAACAAAAUAAACGGCACAGUUUGCCGGUGAUUAACGAACUAACACGGACCAUCAAGGACAAGGCGAUACAAAGGAGAAGUCUAAAACCAAAGGGUAAAAAGAGAUUUAAAGCUGUGUUCCAGGGCGAAUAUUUUAUCGACGACAAUUCUGCGUUCUUCAAGCAUUUGGGCCCUGCACAGAACGGCUACGUUCGGUUGUUGCCAUGGCUGGCGUUGCUGGAGAAGUUUCAGGCGAACCAGAUAAACAUAUGGUCGCAGGUGGGUAAGUCACUGGUGCUGAUGAACACAUCGGACAAACAGAUGCCGGCCGGCUUCGUGGACAUUCGCUACCAGACGCCUAAAGCGGAAGUUUGCAAGUGGUUGCUGGCCGGCAAACUACCACCCAAAUAUGACCCGAACAAUAUGUCGUUCAUACUCUGCGAGAACAAGAAACACUACGAGAUUCGGGGCUUUUUCAACCGUAACAACAAGGAAACGGAAAGUGAGCCGGAAAAACCCUCGGUGCAGGCUCCGGUGUGGAAACACAGGGACAAGAAUGAGGAGAUGCAAUGCAUGAACGUGACGAUGACGCACUACCAACCAUAUACGAUACGUACCAUGCGAUCAGACCACAAAUCGUUGGAGAUUCGCGAUGUGCAACUACCGAAAAUCACCAAAUUAGACAGGUGGCGCGUUUACGUCCUGCGGUCCGAUUUCGCGUUCCUCAACUUCAAAAAGAACAACUACUCGAUUAGAUACACUAUCCUGAAGAAAGGUGUGGAGAAGGCGGUCGCCUCACGCUCCACCUUGCGGCUGUCGGACGAGAAAAUGUCGCAAGGUUACACCAAUCGCAUGUUCGGCAUUUACUUUUCGCCCAACUGUCUGAAAAACUUCUUCGUCGGCCCGUAUGGCGUGAACGAACCCCACGAAUUGGAAACGUUGCGCUACAUCAACCAGAAUCUGGUCGAUACGGAAUGCUACAACCGCAUUAAUGGCGGCGAAGCCAGUUUUAGCAACGCACAGUGGAUGUACAUCAAUUUACAAACUGAUUUAACCACACCUUCGUCCGCCUUAACUUCCACCUCACCCUCUACCUCAACCUCCUCCUCAAGCUCCGCCUCUAGCUACAGCUCGAGAUCCAGCUCAAGCUCAUCCUCAGCAUCAACAGGUCCAAGCCAGAAAUCAUCGGAAACAAUAAUCGACCUGACCAACGACGACGAUGACGACAAGAGCGUUAAAAACGUGGGCGCCACCACCGCCCUCUAUUUAUCCCCUCACCAACCCGUUACGGGCAACCCGCACGUCGUGAUGUCGAAACCCCGAGCGCCGCACGAAUUCAACCGAUUCCUAGUCACGAACGUGCCCGGCCUGGGCUACGUGGGGGCUAUGGAAACGGAGGACGGCAGUUUUGAAGCCUCUUGGCCGUUCGAAAGCAAAAUGUUGAGGUUUGCGAGCGCCCACCAAGCCGUCCAACACUUCCAAAGAAUUUACAACGAGAGACUGAUCACCGUGCCCGAAGAGUUCAGGGUCAAAGUGCACGUGGCGCUUACGGCGGCCUGCAUCAAUCCGGUGGACCCCAUAUGUCUUAGUGGAAUUUACAUUUGCGGUAAUUUCGGCGUGAUCGACGCCAAACACAUAACCGAUGACGUAUUAAAAAAAUGCGGCGUGUCCAGGGAGUACAUACAGACUUUGUUGCAACGCAGGGUGCAAAAGGUCAUUUCGUGGAACUUGUCCUGCUUCAUUAAGAAGGUGAAUUUGUUCGACGGCAUCGAUGACCCGCCCACGGACACUAACACGAUCCUUGAAAUGGCGGUGUUGAUGAUUUUGAAGCUACAAGAAGUGAACAGAAUGCUGGAGGAAGAGAAAAAACGGCAGGAGGAUUACAACAAGGUAUUAAAGACUCGCCGCCAGAACCUCCUCGAUCUGUUACCGUCAACGGAGCCUAUUGCAUCUGGAACACAAGAGAUCGGGAAACAAGCGACGACUCCGCCUAAGGAAAAACAGGUUUUUAAAAUGGUAUCCAUUUUGAAGCCGGUAAAAAUCAACAAAAUUCCAGUGAACGAAUCAGACAUGGAGAUAACGAAAAUAGUUCCUCAUCAACAUAAAGUUUUAAAUGGUAUGAGUAUCGUUCAAAAGAACGGGGAGUUCCGAUUGAUGGGGCCUAUUUUAAAGCGGAAAAGUGUCGAUGAAACCGUCGUGGCAACUAAAAAAUUAAUACUUAAUGAUUAAGGAUUUUCUUUAUUUAAUUAAACAAGUCGUGAUUUACGUUCAAAUGUGAUAAUAAUUCGUAAUCUACCUGAUUAGUAUUAAUCCAUUUAAAAUAAGUUAGUUUCUUUAAAUUAGUAUUAUUAAUAAUGUAUAUAUUGUACAUGUGAAAUUGACGUUUAAUUUUUAAAAAUUUUCUUAGUGAAAAGAAACAUUUGAACUAGUCUUAGGUAUAUAUCCUAUUUUAGUUAAAACCAAUUCUUUAUAAACUUAAUUAUGACGAAAUAAUUUUGUGUUAAAAGUGUUUUACAAUUUAUACCGUUUAUAAAAAAAUUAUGUUUUAUUAAUGCUUUAAGUUUAAUUUUGUGUAUUAUUUAAAUAAAUGUUGCA
Aethina tumida (small hive beetle) is the source of this 6325-nucleotide messenger RNA. RefSeq lists its product as uncharacterized. The transcript has 12 exons. The coding region runs from base 176 to 5959 and encodes 1927 amino acids. Lineage: Eukaryota; Metazoa; Arthropoda; Insecta; Coleoptera; Nitidulidae. The record is from RefSeq and is a predicted model, not a curated record.